AUGGCGGUGCCGAAACGCUUUUUGCUGCUUGCGGCUGCGGCGUGGACGUGGUUUAGUCAGCGGUAUGCGCCUGCUUUCGCCGUUUCGCGAGGCUAUAUCAAGAACACCAUUGCGCUUUUCGCAAUCGCAGUCUUCGUUCAACUGGCAUGGUCCAUCGUUGUCUACCCACUCUUUUUAAGUCCGUUGCGACAUCUACCCUCGCCGCCAGACAGCCAUUUCCUGCUCGGCCACUUCCGACGCAUCUACAAGGACCCGACGGGCGAGCCGCAGCGGGAUUGGAUUGACAAUGUGCCAAAUGAUGGCGUGUUGUAUUAUCGGUGGUUGUUCAAUGAGCCGCGGAUUUUGGUGACGAAUCCGAAGGCGAUUGGCGAGGUGUUGGUGACGAGGAGCUAUGAGUUUGUUAAGCCGGGGAGGUUGAGGAAGGGGUUGGGGAGGUUGUUGGGCGUGGGGAUUUUGUUGGCGGAGGGGGAUGAACAUAAGCGUCAAAGAAAGGCACUUAUGCCUGCGUUCAACUUCCGGCACGUGAAGGACUUGUAUCCCAUCUUCUGGAGUAAAUCCCAGGAAUUUACGGAAAAGCUGGCUGAAACCAUCAAGAACAGCCCCGAUGGAUCAUCCGUAGUCGAAAUCGGUCAUUGGGCCUCCCGCGCCACUCUCGACAUCAUUGGUGUCGCAGGAAUGGGCAAAGACUUCGAUGCCAUCAGCAACCCGUCCAACGAACUCAACGAAACCUACCGCAAGAUCUUUGCCGGCGCUCGUGGUGCUCAACUCAUCCAAGUAUUGCUCAAUCUGCUCCCCCACUGGGUCGCCGUCAAUCUUCCCUUGGCGCGCAACGACAUAAUCGGCAACGCCGUCGACACCAUCAAGAAAGUCGCCAGAGACCUCAUCCACGACAAGCGCGAGAAGCUGCAAUCCGGCGAGGCAAAAGGCAUGGACAUCUUAAGCGUAGCCAUGGAAUCCGGCGGUUUCAGCGACGAAGACCUCGUAAACCAACUCAUGACGUUCCUCGCCGCGGGCCACGAAACCACCGCCUCAGCCAUGUCAUGGGCCGUAUACCUCCUCUGUCAGAACCCUGAUGUGCAAACACGACUACGACAGGAGAUACGCACCGAGCUGCCUGAAGCACUGCAACCAGGUGGCCAGAUCUCUUCGACCGAAAUCGACCGACUCCCAUAUCUAAACGCCGUCCUACAAGAAACAAUGCGCAUCUACCCCCCCGUCCCCCUCACCCUCCGCGAAACCGCCCACGACACCACCAUCCAAAACCACUUCGUCCCCGCGGGUACAACCGUCGUAAUCUGCCCGUGGGCCAUCAACACGUCCACCCAUCUCUGGGGCCCAGAUGCCCGCUCCUUCAACCCCGACCGCUGGAUGCAGCCCGGUACUGCCAACACGGGCGGCGCGGAGUCGAACUAUGCCAUUACGACGUUUUUGCAUGGGCCAAGGAGCUGUAUUGGCAUGCAGUUUGCCAAAGCGGAGUUUGCUUGUCUCGUGGCGAGUUUGGUGGGGAGGUUUGAGAUUGGGUUUGAGGUGGAGGGGCAUGUGGCGGGGAUUCAGGGGGGGAUUACGGCGAGGCCUAAGGGGGGGUUGAGGGUUAGGUUGAGGGAUGUUGGGGUGGGGGAGAAGGUGUAG
This is a messenger RNA of Alternaria arbusti, 1629 nucleotides long. RefSeq lists its product as uncharacterized. The transcript has 2 exons. Lineage: Eukaryota; Fungi; Ascomycota; Dothideomycetes; Pleosporales; Pleosporaceae. The record is from RefSeq and is a predicted model, not a curated record. The coding region runs from base 1 to 1629 and encodes 542 amino acids. Gene Ontology annotation, molecular function: monooxygenase activity; oxidoreductase activity, acting on paired donors, with incorporation or reduction of molecular oxygen; heme binding.